This is a messenger RNA of Clupea harengus (Atlantic herring), 2135 nucleotides long. RefSeq names its product TSC22 domain family protein 2-like. The record is from RefSeq and is a predicted model, not a curated record. Lineage: Eukaryota; Metazoa; Chordata; Actinopteri; Clupeiformes; Clupeidae. Gene Ontology annotation, biological process: regulation of transcription by RNA polymerase II.
GGCCGCAAUCCCCAGUGCGCCAGCCUCCAGUAUCCCUACUUCUGUGCCUGUGGCCUCAAGCAUGACGACUCUGAACACAGCCCUCCCCUCCUCCAUUGGGCAGCAGCCUCAGAUGCCCUGCAAUGGCACAGCGGGGGGUAUGGGAAUGGCAAAUCACCCCACCCCUAUUUUGGGACAGACAGACGAGAACUGGAGGAAGUCGGAUGUUCUAUCUCAGUUUCCUGCUGUCUCUGGGAAAGAUCUUCCUGUGAAGCCUCUGAUUCCUGAGGGCCUACAGCUGGCCCACCCUGCAGUCAACAGCCUGUUUGGAAUAUCCAUCCAGAUAGACGGGGAUGAGGAUAGGAACCCCUCCACUGCGUUCUACCAAGCCUUCCAGCCUGGCGGCAAGCUGCGGAACUGGAAGGCACUCAGCGAUAGUGCCUCUGGGGCCAGUGUUGUUGCCAUUGACAACAAAAUAGAGCAAGCAAUGGAUUUGGUCAAGAGCCAUCUGAUGUAUGCCGUACGUGAGGAGGUGGAGGUGUUGAAAGAGCAGAUCAAGGAGCUGUAUGAGAGGAACUCAGUUCUGGAGCGGGAGAACGCCGUCCUAAAGUCCCUUGCCAGCAGUGACCAGCUCUCCCAGCUGUCCGUCCACCCGGCCACCGCCCCCUCGAACAGCUCUCCACCACAGCUGACCGGAGGCCAAGCCCCAGGGACGAAGGUCCACUCCCAGCCUGUUGCUCCUCUGGAAGUCAGCAAACCCAUCGCCACGCCUCCACUACAGCCCAACGUCACCUCUGCCUGACAACAUCCUCUCUUCUUGUAAAGGGAAGAAGAGGUGGACAAAAAUGCUAAACAGAUACGUCCUUAAGUUAUUGAGAGAAAAAAAUCAAAAGUCUUGUUCCACCACCAGCUUGUUAUCAGCAUAUGAGCAGUGCUUCAGUGUGUGUGCUGUCUGCCUUCCCCAGUGCUUUAGACAAAGGCGUUCUUGGAUUGGGAGAUGUGUGGACAGACAUGCGGACCAGCCACACAAGGGGGACAGGGGAGGACCUGCCUCUGGAACCAGGUGGAAGGCCAAGGCCCCAAAGGGAGUGGCCAAAGAAUAUCAACAGAGAGCUAUUUUUUUUAAAGAGAAUCCAGCCAGGAAAAAGGGGGGUUUAUUUUUUAGCUUUUGCUGUGUCAUGCUAUAAAAAGCAAGAGUCUAUUUUUCAGAGCCACCGUACUUCACAAGUCCACAUCAUCCAUCAGCACAGUUGUGUUAUUUAUUAUAGGGCUGCUCAUUUUGUAUUACCAUUUGUAUUUCUUUUAAAGAACAGUCUCUGCCAUUGGAUUCUGUUCUCUAAGAUUAGGGCCUUUGGAAACUCAGAAUCAGAUUUGGCAAUUGCAGCAAGAUUCAGUCCUUUACAAGAAGUAUGUACAAACACUUUGCUGACAAAAAUACAGGAUUAAUUCAAACACUAAAGUUGGUUUGUGGAUUGCAACUUAAAAUGGUGAAGACCCAGUAUGAAUGUACAUUUUUGUAUAGUGUAAAGUAUUAAGUGCAUAGAAAGGUUGUACAGGUUCUUGGGACACGAUCUUCACUGAAUCUAAAAUACAUUGUUUAUGAAGGAACUUCAGUUCUCUCAAAAAAUAGUUUUAAGUCAAUUGCCAUAUCUCUUCCCUAACCUUAGUGUCUCAUGCUUUUGGUUUUGGGGCAAGGGAGAAAAGAAGCUGUGAAAUUGUUCAACCUCCUUUGUAACCAAAGAUGCAAAGCUGUGUCAUUUUUUUUUCUUUUUAUUUAUUUCUUUUGCUCUCAAUUCCCACUCCUGUACUUUCAUUAUUUUCUCCACCACUGUUUGUUCUUUCUUUGUUUCCUCUAUUGUUUCGUUUUUUUUUUUGCUGUUUAGCAUGUUCUGCAUGAUUUGUACUUGUCAAACCACUUUCUUACCUCAUAUUUGUAUUCAGCACUCUUAUUGUAAGAUAGUAGUCUGUGAACAUUGUACAUUUGGGGGAGCGAAUAGCUGAUGUCAAUGGAGGAGAGGAAUCUAGUGUUAUACUAGCCUCAGCCAAUGAAGUGAGCCAUGUUUUGUUCAUUGAAAUGGUGUUUGGAUUACAUAUGCCAAUAGUUUUGUUACAUUGCAAAUUUUAAUGUAUUUAAAUAAAUGCAAUAUUCAGAUCCA